Messenger RNA from Fomitopsis serialis, 1634 nucleotides. RefSeq lists its product as uncharacterized. Bases 186 to 1634 code for a protein of 482 amino acids. The record is from RefSeq and is a predicted model, not a curated record. Lineage: Eukaryota; Fungi; Basidiomycota; Agaricomycetes; Polyporales; Fomitopsidaceae. Gene Ontology annotation, molecular function: serine-type peptidase activity. Gene Ontology annotation, biological process: proteolysis. The transcript has 6 exons.
GCAUGGGCCAGCAUGGCACCCAGCUGCUCAGCCUGCCACAGCGGAACCAUACAAAACUCCCCUCACCGCGUCUCAUCACGAUCACCUUGUACAUCCAUGAUCUCAGGGCCUGGACCGGCAUGGUCCCAGCGCGAUGGACGCCUGGGUCAGUGUUGAUGCUCUAGGGGAAAUUCUGAAGAGUAGGGAUGCAUGGCGCGGCUACGAACUCGCCGACGACACGCGGGUGCUGCUCCUCGGCCACUCGAAUGGCGGCCAAGGGGCAUGGUGGAACGCGGCGAGGUACCCGGAUCGAGUCGCUGCCGGUAUGUUUGUUGAGUUCUCGCCCCUCGCCAAUGCCGCGAUUGCAUUCACUGAGCAUACCAAUCGGUGCAGUCAUCCCGGCGGCGGCGUACCUCAAGUCGCAGGCAUAUGUACCCCUCAUCCAGUCUCAUUCCGCGCAUUACGUCGACCCUUUCCUGCGGGCGAUCCUUGAGACCGCGCUGACCCCCGAUGAUAACGACCUUUUCCUGUCUAACCUCGCGCACACACAAAUUCUUGCGAUCCACGGCGGCGACGACGAGAACGUGCCGACGUGGCACAGUCGUGCGUACGUCAGCACCCUCAAGACGUGGAACGCCGACGCGCCCGUGAAGCUACGCGAAGAUCCCGGUGAACUUCACUGGUACACAGGGGUGUUCGACAACGCCGAUGUGCGCGUGUAUAUGCGUGCGGUGUUGGAAAGCGAGGCGGGCUUGGCUACAUCUAGCGGCUCGCUUCACGGAUGGCGGAUCCACCAACUGCUAGUGCCUGGCCGGAUUAGAUCGAGAAGCAUAACGGAACGCAUACUGAUUCGAUUCGCAUUCAGCAUUGGAAGGCUUACGGUCGUACUGAGCGGGACAUCAAUCGACGUCCGCACGAACAACGUCGCGGUGUUCUCAUUUCAGCACAUCCCUCGAUAUGCUGCGGACGUUCUGGUCAUAGACGGCUUCACAUUCCCGAUGGAUGCUCUUCGAGACAACAGUCACAACGCAGUGCAUUUCUCACGUGAGGAUGGUACAUGGAAAUCCUCUGUUGACCCGCCGGCGGCUCUUCAACCACAUGGGAGACUAGCCAGAAUCCUCACCUCCCCUGUACCGAUAGUUAUCGUCUAUGAUCCUAGCUCUCCAAGCUCCCUCUCGGCAACGCUACGCCUAGCCUCUGCUCUCGACGGUUACCACAAGCUUGAUGCGGAGAUCAUUGACGACGCGGAGGCCGUCCGGAGACUACACACCGAAUCUCUGGGCACUGCCAACAUAGUCGUCGUCACGAAUGGAAAAGGGGACUUUGCGCAGUCUCUGCUCUCGCAAGAGCGCACAGCGUUCACCCUCGAUAACAGGACAUUACUUCUGAGAGGCAAGCCUCUGGGAGCGAAGUCCGCUGCGCUGUUCUUGCAUCCGCAUCCGAGUGCAUCAGAUGCAUCUAUUCUGUUCGUAUACACCCAGGAUGAGGUAGGAUUGGAGAGAGGCCUCCGGCUCUUUCCCAUUCGUACAGGCGUGCCAAUCCCCCAUUGGGUUGUAAUCACAGACCAUGCGGACAAAAUGAGAGCGGGAGGGAUAGAAGGAGCGGGCGUAUGGGGAAACACCUGGAGCUGGAAUGAGGGAAUGUCCGCCUAUUGA